AUGCCUUCGACCCCUUCCUCCAACAGCCGCAUCAAUGCAACGGCCGUCGAGAAUGCUUUCCCGACCCCCUCUACCGGCGACAGUUCCGACGCCUUUUAUCGAAUCAAAGGUAGCACCGGCAUGUCUCCAGCGCCCAAACGGAUGAUCAACCAGAACCGCGCGCAGUCCACCCCGCCAGAAAUUACACACUCGACCCAGUUUGGCAUCCUCACCAAAAGCACCGACGGGCAUUUAUCGGACGUCGCAAGCUUGGAACGCUCCUGGCAGAGGCUACAUUUAUCCAAGAAGAAGAGCCAAUACUAUAGCGACGCCUUUGCCUCCCGAGAACCAACCAACACCGCAAAGGAUCGAGUGGCAAAAGACUCAGUAGUGCUUGCUGAAAUCAAGCUGAAUUGCUGCCUGGAAUCUGAGAAAGAGUUUCUAAUCGAUCUGUCCUUCCGGUUGUCGGAGAUUUAUCAGCGGCCUGCAUCUUGUAUCAUGGCCAUGGCGUCUACAGAGGUUACAAUGCUUCUCGGAGGUAAUUCUGAACCCGCAUAUCAUCUCACCAUUACAGCUCUCUCCUCGGAGAUAGCUGCCACCAAGAACAAACGAAGCACGCAUCUGAUACAAGAUUUCGUGCUCGAUACCUUGCAAAUUCCUCCCAAGCGAGGGGUAGUGCACUUCGAAGCAGUCGCCGAGGAGAAUCUGGCCACAAAUGGGAUGACAGCGCUACAAGAGAUUGAACAAUUGGAAAGACAGUCGAACGAGGAGGACGGUCUCUUGAGAGCACUCAGCCAACACAGGAGCAGGAGGAACAAGAAGUCAAGCAUACCAGCACUUACCGAAAGGGUGAAAUCCGGGUUUCCAUCUUUCAGGGCUGCAACUCCGGGAAAUCAGUAUUUCAACACAGCCGCAACCGUAGAGACGAAGUCGACUGAAGCAAGUGGCCCAGGUAGGAAGCGCGUUAAAAGAAGACAGAGCAUUCUUGCCUUUUUCAGAAAAUGA
Messenger RNA from Capronia epimyces CBS 606.96, 984 nucleotides. RefSeq lists its product as uncharacterized. Bases 1 to 984 code for a protein of 327 amino acids. Gene Ontology annotation, molecular function: phenylpyruvate tautomerase activity. Lineage: Eukaryota; Fungi; Ascomycota; Eurotiomycetes; Chaetothyriales; Herpotrichiellaceae. The record is from RefSeq and is a predicted model, not a curated record. The transcript is spliced from 2 exons.